Molecule: messenger RNA, 1554 nt
Organism: Penicillium diatomitis
Lineage: Eukaryota; Fungi; Ascomycota; Eurotiomycetes; Eurotiales; Aspergillaceae
Product: basic helix-loop-helix domain-containing protein
Exons: 1
Coding region: 1-1554 (517 amino acids)
Biological process (GO): regulation of transcription by RNA polymerase II
Molecular function (GO): DNA-binding transcription factor activity, RNA polymerase II-specific; RNA polymerase II cis-regulatory region sequence-specific DNA binding; protein dimerization activity
Source: RefSeq, a predicted model, not a curated record
AUGGCCGAAGCAGCCCUCUUUAUCAAACAUAAAUCUAACUGUCACAGCAACCCUUUCAUCAUGUCGCACAACGGCUACCUCAACAACCACUUUGGAAACUCCAAUGAUGGGAUCGAUCCGUCAGACUUGACCAUGCAGCAGAAUGGCUUCAUGCCGUUCUCGUACGGAUCGCAACAGAAUAUGUCAUCAAGCUUCAACUUUGGCAACUCGGGCAUCGAUACCGAUGAGCUUCUGGACCUGGAAAUCAGUGGACAGAACAACGGCGUGCAACGCGACAACAACAUCAACUAUCUCCAGGACCAGUCCGGCGGCAUCGCGAUGAGUCACCAAAGCCAAAUGUCGCACAUGUACUCGAAUACACCCGACAAUGCUCCGAUGGCCAGUCCCUUUGUGAACAACAGUUUCAACUACGAGCAAUUCCGAAUGAAUCAGCAGAAUCACCACCUGCACCAUGCAAACUCAUUCGACCAGAACUACCUGAAUGCGAAAUCCCGUCCCAGCUUGCAGGCCAUGGACCGAACCUCGUCCGACACUCGAAGUCCCAUGACCCCCAAGACACCCGCAUUGGGCUCGUUGACUCUGGGAACGCCAGAUUCCGGCAGCUUCCCAGGUCAGCCAAUUCGCAAUUCUGGAAUCCAUCAUCGCCACCAGAAGAGCCUCUCCAAUCAAUGGGACGGCACACCCGGCAGCGCCCAGUCAUACAUUGACUCUCCCAUCGGCUCGCCCAACAUGCACACUCACCAAUUGGGUAUCUCUGAGAUCAUCCAGUCCGGCAAACAUGCAUCCCUGCCCGCCAAGGUCGACAAUGGCCACCCUCCCGGAAGCGCCCAGGAUUUAGAGUCGCAGGAAGCCAAGCGUCGGAGACGCCGCGCUUCGCACAAUCUUGUUGAACGUCGCCGCCGUGACAACAUCAAUGAGCGCAUCCAAGACCUUUCACACCUGGUGCCUCAACACCGUCUUGAGGAUGACAAGGUGCGCAAGCAGCUCGUCAACAGCACCGCGCUCUCCAUGGCGGGCGCCAGCAGCAAUGCUGCGACCUCCCUCCUUGCUGGUGGCAACGGCCGUCGUGCCACCCCUGGCAACAUCACCAUGGGCCUUCCCCUCGACGAGAAAGAGAAAGGACCCAACAAGGGAGAUAUUCUGAAUGGUGCAGUCAGCUGGACGCGAGAUCUGAUGUGGGCAUUGCAUGUCAAGUAUCAGCAGGAAGCUGAGCUCGCAGAGCUGAUCAGUAGCCUUGGUGGUACCUGGCCCUUUGAGCCCACCGAGGAUGAGAAGCGCAUGCGGAGUGAGAUUCUCGAUGCGCUGGAGAAGAACGACCCCUCCUCGUUCAGUUACACCCGCGGUCCGGGUAGUGGUCUCCGUGUUCCCAAGCAUACCAAUUUGGCGGGUGACCCUGUCGGCAGCGAUGGUCUGACACCACCGGGACUGAGCCCUGGGUUCCACAGCGGGGGCAGCAGCUCCAACGGUGGAGGUCCACAGCAGUACUGGAGCAGCGCGAGUCAUGCUCCUCUGAGUUUCAAGGAGGAGGAUGAGUACGGUAUGGAGAUGAACUAG